Molecule: messenger RNA, 747 nt
Organism: Alternaria arborescens
Lineage: Eukaryota; Fungi; Ascomycota; Dothideomycetes; Pleosporales; Pleosporaceae
Exons: 3
Coding region: 1-747 (248 amino acids)
Molecular function (GO): protein binding
Source: RefSeq, a predicted model, not a curated record
AUGUCUGGAUCAACACGAGCAGCCGCUAAGAUGUUCAACAACCCCACUCUCUCAGAUGUCAAGAUCAAGCAAGUAUACGAAGGCAAGAUGCGCGAGUAUCAUGCACAUAAGGCUGUACUGUGCCUCGCAUCUGGCUACUUUCUCAACGCCUUUACCGGUAGUUUUAAGGAAGCAUCCGAGGGCGCUAUAGAACUACACGAGGACAAUCCCGAAUGCUUCGAAUUCCUCCUCAAGUUCAUCUACACCGGUAUCUACGAUAAAGGCGAGAUCGCUAGGCUAGCAGGCAGCGACCACAACAAGCGUGUUCUUAUCCCGUUUAGAAUUUAUGCGGUGGCUGAUAAGUACGAUGUCGGAAAACUCUUUGAAUCGGCAGCAGAAGAUGUCAAGAUCGUUCUCAUGUGCGCUAUCAAAAACCGAGAAGACAUACUCACCACUUCGAUCAAGGCUCACUACGGUACUGAGGUCAAAGCUGAUGAAUCUAUGGGACGCCUCAUCACCGCUGUCAUCUUCAAACAGCACAACGACCUCCUCGACACCAAAAAUUUCGAAAAAUUGCUCCUUGCUUACCCGAUCUUUGCCGCAGACGUUGCACUUCACUCUCAGCGUGGCAAGAUCUUGGGAGGGAAGGAUCGCGCUAUGUGCUCCGAUUGCAAUCAAAAGCUUGUCGAAAUUGAUGACCUAUGCAAAAAGCCCUAUUUCUACUGUCCUGACUGUGGCUGCUAUCAACGUGUUCCUGCGUGUAAGUGA